Necator americanus (New World hookworm) is the source of this 588-nucleotide messenger RNA. RefSeq lists its product as uncharacterized. The transcript is spliced from 6 exons. NCBI's taxonomy places the organism in Eukaryota, Metazoa, Nematoda, Chromadorea, Rhabditida, Ancylostomatidae. Bases 1 to 588 code for a protein of 195 amino acids. The record is from RefSeq and is a predicted model, not a curated record.
AUGGAUAAAUUAUUAACAGAUUUUAGCAAUACAGUGCUUGAUCACCUUUUUCGAAAACUCGAAUCUAAUGGAGUGUCUCCGACUACUGGUAAUGAGAAAAUCGAUAAGCUCAUGAAAGAUGCGAUCAUUGUUCUCCGAACUCAUUUGAUCGAACUGCAAAAAGUUGCCUCGCUUGCUGAGGAUUUCCGUACGAAAUACCUACAAGCACUGAGAAAGCGUGUCUCUCACGAUGUUCUGGUAGGAUCGUCUGGAGACAGUGACGAUGACUUAGCUGAACCCAGUCAACAUGGAGAGGUGGUCCCAUCGAGUCUUCAAGGAGGUGCUGUGGCCACAUUAACAACACCACAGGGUACUGUAAGCAUAUCGUUUGAUCCACGAACAGUACUGGCUGGAAUUCAUGGCGUAUCAGCUGUGAAGACACGCCCCAGAUUUGAUUUCACUUCUAUAGAACGAAACAGUUCACUGCAGAACAGUAGACGGUCAGCCCCGAUAGCGAAUUCGUGUGUGGAUGAUGAUGAAGAAACCGUUAAUCAGACCUCAGCAAGAGUUCGUUGUCGAUUACGGCGUAAAAGUAGCGAAGAAACCUAG